AUGGAAUGGGUUCGCGGUUUGUCGACGACAUCAAAUUCCUCCUCCUCGACGACAAACGGUUUCACCGCACUGGAUGAUGAUCAACCGAGUUGCUCGUUCUACGAAUGGUCGCGUAAUCCAUCGCACGCGCAAUUCUUUCGAAUCUUCUCCAUUAUCUCGGUGCUCACCGUGUUGGUCGUCGUCGUCGUGCUCGGCAACGCGCUCGUCAUCGCCGCCGUUCUUCUUCGACGCAGAUUACGCUCGGCAACCGGCCUAUUGAUUCUCUCGCUCGCCGUCGCCGACCUUCUCGUCGGCACCGUCAUUCUGCCGUUCAGCAUCGCCAACGAGGUCCUCGACCAGUAUUGGAUAUUCGGCGAGACGUGGUGCACAAUCUGGUUGACGUUGGACAUCUGGAUGUGCACCGCUUCCAUCUACAAUCUCGUCGCAAUUUCCAUCGAUCGCUACAUCGCCAUCAUCAAACCAUUGAACUAUCCGAUGUUGGUGACCAAAUUUCGCGCCCGAUGCACCGUCGCCAUCGUGUGGAUCGGCAGCUUUCUCAUCUGCUCGCCGAGCUUCUUUCUCGCCUCUUCUAUCAAAGACAAAAACACACCGUGCCGGUGUACGCCGGCCAACGCCGGUCGCACCUACGUCGUGUUUUCCGCGUCGAGCUCAUUCUACAUUCCAAUGAUCAUCGUCGUUUUCGUCUACUUCCGGAUAUACGUUGCUGCGCGCGCCGCCACCAAAAGCAUAUAUUCCGGAAUGAUGAGCAUCACGGCGACGGCCAACAAAAAGCAAAAUCCGAAGAGCUAUCUGCUCAAUCAUCCCGAUGUGAUCAGCAAAGAUUCGAUGCCAAUGCUUCGUGUUCAUCGCGGCUCGUCCGUCGUCGCUCAGGUGACGUCAACGAAACCCAAGCCUCGCACCGAGAAUGGCAGCAUCGCAUUGGGGAAGCUCAAUGAGAAUCGAGUCACCGAACGUCCGCAAAACACAAAGCUCGCCACAUUCAAGGCAAGUUGUCGAGCACAAGACGACAGCUCAAUGGAGUCGAUAGCUCCGAAGAGCGACGCGAUUCUCGAGAAGAGUCGCAGCAAUUCGACGGAAUCGCAACCAGCUGAAUUCGUAGAGAAUGACUCGAUUCUCGCUGUCAGCAAUAACAGUGAGGCGACGAAAAGCAUCGACGAUUCCGGCGAGAAAAAGAAGAAAGGUUUCGCUUCCAAGAUCAAUAACUUCAUGAGACGCGGUCCCAAGAGAACCCCGUGCAACUACGAGAAGCGUCUCUCGCUGGAGAUCAAAGCAGCCAAGACGGUGGCCAUCGUAACCGGCUGCUUCAUCUUCUGUUGGCUCGGCUUCUCGCUCGUCUACGGUCUCGAGAUCAAACUGAACGACGUCGUCUGGAGCAUUGUGUUCUGGUUGGGCUAUUUGAAUUCGGCGCUCAAUCCCGUCAUCUACACCGUGUUCAAUCGCGAGUUUCGCAUCUGCUUCAAACGCCUCCUCACCUGUCACCAUCUCAAUCAUCCGAUUCAUAAGUACACCACCAACAACAACAACAAUAACAACAACAUCAACAAUUCGUAUAAUUCGACGGCCGUGCGUAGCACCAACAACCUAAAUCGAGUUCCGGUGACAAGCAUAAACAGUGCUGAGAAGACGCCAAUCAUAAAUACCCCAAAAAGUUGA
Molecule: messenger RNA, 1653 nt
Organism: Caenorhabditis bovis
Lineage: Eukaryota; Metazoa; Nematoda; Chromadorea; Rhabditida; Rhabditidae
Source: the annotation of a GenBank genome assembly